UUGGCUGUCAUUCUCAUAAUCCUUUUGUAUUUUAUGAGCUUCUCUAGUUGUAAUUACGUCUAGCGAACUUGUCAGUAAAACUGGUGAAGAUCUGCAUUUGUGAUUGUGUUAGAGACGACUCUAUUCCAGGGGAAUGAAACCACCCCCCUCUCCCGAAGUAUCUUAAUUUGUUCCUGUUUGUUGCACCAUGUUGGCUGCUGUGAGGGAGGGUCCUGGCUAACUGAAAUGCCUGGCAACUGUAACCAAGGGGCAGGCAUUGCUGCGCUUGGGCACUGGUCUGUGUAAGUGACUUGAAGCAGGAAGGAAAACGAGAACAGAGGAUAAUAAAACAGGGAGACAACAAGGAGAGAUGGAAGUCUUUGAUUAUUUUUGAAUGGGGAAACAUCUUCAGGGUGUGCAGGAAGAGGAGGAUAAUGAGAAAAGAGGGAGAACAUUGGAAAGGAGAGAGAGAGAGAACAGUGUGCUGGGAGGAGUUGUGUGAGAAAGAGGACCUCAGGUGCCGCCAAAAGGGGAGGGAGGAGAGUUAGAGAGCGAGCGAGAGCGGGAGAGAGAGGGGAAAGGAAGGAGGGAGCGAAUGUGAUCGAGAGGCACAGUGGAAGAGAGAGCGAGAAUGUGAAGGGGGAGAGAAAACUGUGAGCCACUCGCAGCAUCUCUGAGCACCAGCAGUGAGGGGCUGCUCUCUUUUCCUCAGCUCAUUUCUGAUUUGCCGCACAAUUUGGAAUAGAUCUGUUCCUUAAUUUUGAAUUCUUAAUAUCAAAGUGCAUUUUGCACUGUGCACACUCGGUGGGAAUUGCCAUCAACCUGCUUUGGCUCACAGGUCGCCGAGAGCUGACAAGGACAGGAGCGGUACGCAGAUCUUCCAGUAUUUAAAAGGGGACUUCACGGAAUGUUUCACAAAGAAGUUGGAGAAGAGGCAACGAGGUCUACCUCAGAAAGAAAGAAGCUGGGCAUGAAAGACUAAUCAGAUGCAGAGGUUGGCAUGCCAUGUGAUGUGCAAAGCCCUGGACAGAACGGUGGACUGAAACCAAGAACAUGUGGAAUUCAGAUGGGAUGCCCAGAGCAUGCUGUCCUGAUGCGAUCUGAGAAUACACCUUCACGUAAGCAGCUACAUACCUCUUUUGGAAAACACAGGUCUCUCCAUUUUUUUAUGCACGGUGAAAGUUCAUGAAAAGUAAAUGGAUUGGGAGCAAAGAAGACGGAAGCCGUCGCCGUAGCCCCCCCAGAACACGGUCUUGAAAUUUUGAUUAGUUCCGUUUUGCCUCACUCAGACUCCCGCAGGCUAUGAGUGGUGCUCUGUGCAGCGAUAGCUCUGGCAACUCUCAUAUGCUGCCCUGUGUUUGUCUAGAGUGUCUGUGUUUUGAUUCGGACUAUAGAAACCCAAAGGGGGUCGAGACAGUGGCCAAGAGGACUCUAUUCCAGAAGCAAAACAUGGUGCAUGUACUCUUUUGUUGAUGAACCAGUAAGAACGAACUGUUUGAAAACAUUUGCAAGUCUUGAAAUGAAAUUUUUGUGGACUCAGGAGAAGGUAUGACCCAGGAACUUUCUUCAUAUUCAUUUUGUUACCUUUAUUGGUGCGUCUACAAUCCUGCACAUUUUACCCUUGAGAGGACACCGUAAGGAAUUGGUCGAGCUCACUGCAGGUGCCGUGUACAAUAUUGCCAACCGGCCUUUAGCACAGACAUGCAACCCUCCUGUUUCCAGGAUCCUUAGUUUGGAUUGCCGAGGAAAUAUACCUGUCUUACAAUUACCGAACGGUUCAUAAGCAUGACUGAUUCCAGAGGAGUGCAAGGCACCUUUUUUCUUCUCCUUGCGGACUGUAUUGAUUUUUGCCAAUGCUCAAUUUAUUGAGAUCCAGCCAUGUGAAAGACCGAGGUAAAGGGGAAAAGACAGAAGAUUGAGUUCUGCUGGAAGAGAUUACUGGACCCAGGAUCACAUUGCAGGACCAUCUGCACUACAUUGAGGACAACGGAACCUUAUCCAAGCGGACAAGGUCCGGGACAAUGAACCGGUCAGAGUUGAUCGAACCGCUCCCUACUGUGAACAGCAGCCUUGGCGGUCACUUCGGUGUGUCCCUAAACCACUCCUGCCCCCUAGGCUGGGGGCAGAAUAAGAUUGUGGAAGCUUGUGUAUUGGAGACUGCGGUCAUUGUCUUGCUGACAGUGCUCAUCAUCGCUGGGAAUUUAACGGUGAUCUUUGUGUUUCAUUGCGCCCCGUUGUUACACCACUACACCACCAGUUACUUCAUCCAGACUAUGGCCUACGCGGAUUUGUUGGUGGGGCUAAGUUGCCUGGUUCCCACCCUUUCACUACUCCAUUACCCAGCUGGUGUUCAAGAACCACUCACCUGCCAGGUGUUCAGCUACGUCAUCUCUGUACUCAAGAGUGUUUCGAUGGCAUGUUUGGCUUGCAUUAGCGUGGACCGCUAUUUGGCUAUUACCAAGCCCCUCUCCUACAACCAACUGGUUACCCCUUGCCGCCUUCGCUGCUGCAUUGUUCUCAUAUGGAUCUACUCUUGUGUGGUGUUUCUCCCAUCUUUCUUCGGCUGGGGCAAGCCGGGGUACCAUGGGGAUAUCUUCGAAUGGUGUGCCCACUCUUGGCCCACAUCUGCACUCUUCACUGGCUUUGUUGUGUGCCUACUCUACGCCCCUGCGGCACUGGUGGUCUGUUUCACCUACUUCCACAUCUUCCGCAUCUGCCAGCAGCAUAACCGAGAGAUCAGUGAGCGACGGGCACGCUUUCCCAGCCAGGAGAUGGAAACUGCCGAAGGGGGCAACCACGCAGGCCACGGGCCAGACCGGAGGUACGCCAUGGUGCUCUUUCGGAUCACCAGUGUUUUCUACAUGCUUUGGCUUCCCUACAUUUUCUAUUUCCUUCUGGAGAGUUCCCAUGUGCUGGACAGUCCUGCCCUCUCCUUUGUGACCACCUGGUUAGCAAUUAGCAACAGCUUCUGCAACUGCGUCAUUUAUAGCCUGUCCAACAGCGUAUUCCGGCUGGGGAUGCGUAGACUUUCGCAGACACUCUGCUCGUCGUGCUCUUUCAGCCCCUGCACUCAUGACGACAAGGACUUUGGAGAGCCAAAGCCAAGAAAGAGAGCCAACUCCUGCUCCAUCUGAAGAUCUUGAAGAUCAGUCACAAGCUGCUAAGUGUUGUUAAAAUGGAUUUGGCUGAGAUUUUAAAACUGAACUUGGUUGUUUCUUAUACAGAGUUUGAAGAAAUUACUCGCAGUGACAAUGAUGAAGUUGUUUAGUAGUCCACAUUCCCUGUAAAUAUUACGAUGGCACCUGACUUGGUCUUGUAAAUACUACACGACGGCCACUAGCCACAACUUGUUUGACAACCAAGACAUAUGCAGUUUUUGGAGCGUUUGUGAGCAGAAUAUUUACAAGACAAAGCCAAGGGGUGGGUUCAAAGCUCUCGCUUGUGAUGGCUCUUUCCAAAUAUAGAGCACACUUGCUAUUUUUAGAAACAUUACCCAUGUUGCUGGAUUGGUUGUUUUGAUGUUUGUCGAAUUAGUUUUGUGUCGCAGCUGUAACUGUAAAAACAGUUGCUUUACAAAAUGACAAGAGCUAGCUGAAUUUCUUCUCCUAGUGGCUUUUAUGGUACAGCGUGUCUCGAAUCUUAAAUAAUCACAGGCAAUUCACGUCAAAAGCGAUGUAGCAAAGGACAAACAGCUUGGUCUGUAUUUAUUUUUUCAAAAUCUUCAUUCUAGAUCUGAUCUUUUUGUAGGAAAUCUUGAAAUACCACAUGCGCACAAUAUCAACAAUGCCUGUAAAUGUAGUUUAGAUCCCCAGUGGUGUAAAGCCUUAGCUGUUUGUUAUUAGACCUAUUUGCCUGCAGUGACCCUUUGAGAAACAUGCAACACAGCAUGUUUUAUUUUUUAAUUCAUAUUUUUGCCAGAUCAGCUUUACCUUAACUUGACGUUCAUAUUACCUUGAGCUGAGCUAUUUUUCACUCACUUUAAUAUAUGAAUGUCCUUUUUUUUUUUUUUUUUUUUUUUUUUUUUUUUUUUGUCUGUCAAAAGUCUACAAAUUAAAUUUUCAUUCCUACUCGGUUAUAUCUCUCCCAGAAGGGUGUUGCUUAAUUUAUUUUUAUAGUAUUUCCUUUUUUUUAAUGAGAGAGUUUUAAACAGUUAAUGGAAGAAUAUAAUUGUUUUCCAAUUCAAAAUGCAUGUAAAUUUUACAAAUAUUUUUAAAUACCCAUGCAAGCUGAAAAAACUUGCAUACACAAAUUAUGUUUAUUGUUUCCAUUUAUACAUUCCAGUUCCAAUUAAUACAUCCCAGUUAUUUUCCAAAGAUUUACUGAUUUUCUGCACAGUUGCGUGACUGUCUCUAAAACAUUGUAUUUCUUGUCAUAUUGGUUUCUGCAGUGAGUAUUUUUAUGUUAUUAUGCAUCAGCCAUUAUUUUUGUAAUGAUACAGAGAAUACAAUAUAUGGCUGCUUCUUUUUGAAUUAUAAUACUUGGGUAUUGUUUGGGGCAGCAUUAAAUUCACUGAAGCAUUAAACUUGACUCUAGUAUUGGUGGUUUAGUUAAAGUUUCUUUUGUGCAUAUUUCAGUUCAUUUAUGCCUGUAAACUUUAUUUGCUGGUGGAUGUUACAGCCCUGUACAUGCUGAACUUCGCAGCUCUUAAAAAAAAAAAAAAAAACGAUACAACUAGGCUAGUUGAUGUGCAUUAGAUAAUGAAGAAAAGAAAAUAAAUUAUAAGAAUAGACUCACUUCUUUGAAAUUAAAUGGUGAGGGUGUUCUUUUUUUUAAAAUUCUAAACAACUUAAAGAGUAAAUUGACUAUUUAUUUAUUUAUUUUUCAAUGUCCAAUGGAUAUGAAACUGAUAAUAUAGCAGUAUAUUCCUGUAUUCAUUUUGCUGAUGAACCUAUAAUCUCUGUCCAUUCUUUUUCUUGAUUAGGAGAAUAAAAAUGCAAUAUAUAUUUUUUUAGGUCUGAGAUUUUAGUUUGUUUUUUGUGAGACACUUUGGUUUUGCUGUCGCUGCCAGUACAAUAAACGUGAACUGUAAACGCUGA
Molecule: messenger RNA, 5015 nt
Organism: Labeo rohita (rohu)
Lineage: Eukaryota; Metazoa; Chordata; Actinopteri; Cypriniformes; Cyprinidae
Gene: gpr52
Product: G protein-coupled receptor 52
Exons: 1
Coding region: 2001-3113 (370 amino acids)
Biological process (GO): G protein-coupled receptor signaling pathway
Cellular component (GO): membrane
Molecular function (GO): G protein-coupled receptor activity
Source: RefSeq, a predicted model, not a curated record